CUAUUUUGUGUUAAUUGUUUAUUUUUUUUUGGUUUGUUUUGUAGCUGAUGAAGGCCUCGUGGCCCAAACGUCCUUUGUUUUACUUGGUCCGGCAGGGUUACAUUUAUGCAUGUUUUUCGUAUUUUCUAUACAUUCUUUUUAUCAACUGUUAGUUCUAAACUAGAUCUAUGUUGAAAUAGUGAUGUAGCAGCCCUUUAUAGGUGAUUGUUAACACAAUUAACACAUAGAAAUAGACAAUUUUUAGAUAUCUAUGACAUAUCCAGCUCUGUUGCAUUGUGAUUGUCGUGCUGUAUUCGCGCAGGACUGUCGUUCGGUCUUCUCAAUGGUUCUGCGUUCAUCCCCUGCCCGUUUCUAUAUACCCCUUCGUCCUGCUGGAGAUUUGGACUAGGAAGUAGAUCAUCUUUAGCUCUGAAACAUGUAUAAUAUAUUUAUAAUGUCAAUGUCUUCGAUAUUCAAAAUUAAAGACGAGUGCAGUGUUUCACUUAUAACAUAUUUCAAACAUGUAUAAUAGAAUCAUAGGUGGUACUUCAAAAUAAUUUAUAGGUCAGUUAAGUUACGUUGCUGAAGAACUCUUCUGAAAGAAAAAAUUAGACUAAAUCAUUAAUAUGGCGACUAUUGUUUACUUCUAUCAUAGAUGAUACUAAUGAUAGUGUUAUAAUAAGUCUAGUUAUUUAGUGAAGCAGUCGAUAACUUCUUUACUUAAGGAUCUAGAACUACUUUGGACACAUUGACAGUAAUGGUGAUAUAUGUCAAACCAUCAUCAGAAGAUAUAAAGUCGCCAUUGUUGACAGAAAACAUGCCUUCAAGAAGCAGUAAUAUUUUCAGAAAAAUCCUCGCUACUGUGGAGAUACUCCUUCGGCUGGCUUUGAUGAUAGUAUCCAGAUUUUGGAAAAUGUGCACAACAGGACUAUUAAUUGUUACAUUACUCUUUUGGACAGAGGGAGGCACAUAUGCAUUUUGCUUUUUUGUUUUAGGGGUAUUUGGACUUUUAUACCAUGCACAAGAUAUGCUACUUUACCACCCUGAAUCACCCCCAGAUUCAAGAUUGAUGGUCAUCACCCCUGAAGCAUUUCAAAUGCCAUAUGAAAAUCAUUUCAUUCGAACAAAAGAUGGUACUCGAAUAAAUGUAGUUCUUAUAAAACAGAUGCAGAGAUCUACUUUAACAGUUAUAUUCUUUCAUGGCAAUGCAGGCAAUAUAGGUCACAGGCUUCAGAAUGCAUUAGGACUCUAUUCCAUAUUAAAUGCUAAUAUUUUGAUGGUGGAGUACAGAGGAUAUGGAAAGAGUGAAGGAGGUCCUAGUGAAUCAGGUUUGUAUCAGGAUGCAGAAGCUGCAAUGGACUUCCUUCUCAAACGUUCCGAUAUAGAUCAAACACAAAUUGUACUCUUUGGAAGAUCCCUUGGUGGUGCAGUGGCUAUAUACUUAGCAUCGUCCCCUUUCUAUGGGCCCAAGAUUGCUGCUGUUGUUCUGGAGAAUACAUUCACGUCACUGUAUGACAUGAGCCACAAAAUUCUGAGGCUUUCUUGUAUCAAGUACAUACCACGAUUGUGCUAUAAGAAUAAAUUCCCAUCACUUCAGAGAAUUGAACUAGUCUCUACACCCGCCUUUUUUCUCAGUGGAACCAUGGAUGAACUAGUGCCUCCUAAAAUGAUGAAAGAGCUAUACAAUAAAUGUAAUAGCAACUUUAAAAGGUUGGAGUUGUUUGCUAAUGGAACACAUAAUGAUACUUGGAUGUGUCCAGGAUACUAUGAAGCUUGGAUGAGGUUUAUCCCUGAGGCCCUUCGUCACCAGCCUGUGAUGUCCAGCAACCAGAAUUCAGGAUACACUCUUGGAUCUGUUAUAUCCUUAUGAAUUUGUUGGGAACCAAUGUUGUUCUAGGAUGGACCAAAGAACGUUAGAAUUCUUUAACAGUGUGCUUGUGUGUCUCAGCCAGGUGGAUCAAAAGGCAGAUGUUAUUUGAUGUUAUCAUUUCUCUCCUACUUUGUGUUGGAGAGAUUUCUGAAGUAUGACCAUGAAGGUGUUUAGCUUCUUAAUCCUUUCUGGCAGUACAUGUAUUUAAGUCAAUUAUGGGAUUAAAAUCCAAACGUAAAAUGUUAGUCUGGGCUGUUUAUACAAGAUUUUUUUUUAUUCUCAUUAUGAUGAAUUGCCAAUGAUCAGGUCCAAAUAUAACUAAGCUAACUUUACCUUUAACUUUACCUCUUUAUAUUUGGACAUAAGGGAAAUUAUUCAGUCAAUGCUUUUAGUAAAAAUUAUUCACAAAGAUUUUUUUAAAGACAAUUAACUUCUACAAUAAAUUCAAUAAUGAAAGGAAAGUUUGCCACCAGAGGUCUCAGUCUUCUUAAUGACCAUAUUGCUGUAAAGUUAACAUUAGAGCAAGCUGCACAUUCCCUUUAAUUCAGUGUUGAGAUAUUGUCAUAUUUGAAGUUAAAAACCAUUGGACUAUUUUUAUCUUAAAUUAAAUUAUUUCAUACGGAUUCUGGUUUUGUUUGACCUAUUAUUAUUAUUUAAUAACCUGUUUUAUGUGGAAAGUGAUAUGGAUCAAUGCAUUAGAAAUACUUUCAGAUGUGAUCUUUCUUUUUUUUUCUUUGUUCUGCAGCAAAAUAUCUAAUCCAUGAAUUUAGCUGAAAAUUAUUUAUUAGUCAAUUUCAUGCACAAAUGUAUCCAUUUUUAGUUGCUAUGCUAAACUGAGGUAUAAUCCUUUAGGUACCGCAAGCCAAUUACUUUUCAAGUUUUGUGAAUAAAUUUUUUAAAAUGCUAGUCGACAUUGCAUCUUGAAAAAUUAAUGGUCUUACUUGGUUCUUAUUGUGUUUUUAUAAAUUAUAAGGUUUGCUAUGGAUUUUUAAAGGAUGGGGUGGCAAGAGGAGUGAAGUUGCCUUAUGAAAGGUACUGAGUUUGAAUCUUGGGGAAGAUCAAGCCUUGGAACUUAAGUGCCUGAUUACAAGCAUGUAGAGAAACUUGCUUUGCCCUAGUACAAGAGGCGGGUCUAGCUCUUGCAGUCACUAAUGUCUUUACUUUAUGGUGUUUUAGUCAUCUGAAGGGAGCUUGACUAUUGUUUUGUCUUCCUUUGACAACAUUUCAUCAGCAUUAACUCUUUUGUCAUCUUUUUCCUUAGUGCAAUACAUGCAUUAGAUUACUUCAUAUUUGGUCAAUGCUUUUCCUAAUUCAGUGGCAAAAUAAGCUCCCUAAAGUUAAUCAAAAUUGAUUGCACUCAAAAUAUUUUCUAGAAGUAAAAAAAAAAAGGCCAAAUGUUUUUCAUUACAAUGAAAUGUAAUUUGAUUGUAUGUUUUACUAUAUUAAGUUGUCAGGUGGUCAAAUAAUAUACAACUGUUGCAACUUUUAUAUGACAAGGAAAACUGUAACUUUUUGGGUAAUGGCUAUUCUUUGAAGAGCCACUUUUAUUUUAUAGUGGAAAAGGAAUAACCAGAAAAAAAUGUUGCAGGUUCACUGUUAAUGAAAUAUCUGUUGUAAAAUACUUUAUUUUUAUUUCUGUGUGUCUUAUAAUUGUUUCUAAACAUAUCAAGCUAAUGUCCCAGUAUUGUUUGAUUGGCCAGAUCUGCAUUUGUGACCUUUUAAGACAAAAAAUGGACACACCAAAACAAGUUUUGGGAUUCAGGUUGAUCUAUGCUUUGCCUUGCACUUUAAAGCAAUACAUUUUGAUGGAACCAUUAAACUAGCCAAUAAUAUAUAAUUAAUGGACGUUUCUACUGGGGUCAUUACUUGCUUCCAUUUAGUAAGUUGACACUUGGAGGUUAAAAUACAUAUAAGUUGCAAGUUGUUAUUACAAAAUAAUGACCUUGUUUUUUGUCACAUUCAUCUUUGUAUUAGUAGAAAAAAGAAAAAAAAAAUAUCUUGGAAUUGGUAGGAAUGUUGGCAGAUUAAUCCUUCCAGUAUUAGCUGCCUUUUUUUUUUUUCUUUGCAAAGGUGCAAAGGUUAGCUGAUGCAGAAAUGUUCCCUUUUUUUUUUGUGUGCUCUAGCUUCCCUAAUUUAUACAUUUCCACCGAUCCAUCAGUACCUAGUGAUUCUUUUUUCAUCAUUAUGUUUAUGAAAAAUAAGCAAAAUAAAUUAUACAAUUUUAGAUAUCCUAUGUAUUUCAUUGUUUGAAUUCAUACCUUUUUAUAGUAAACACUUCAGUUAAUAAAGAUCAGCUCUUAUGUUUACUCAAUAAAUUUUCAAAUAAAACAAACAUUUUGAAAUAUUUUUUUUUGUUAUUUAUAUUCAAACAAGUAUUUAAUGUACUUUUUUUCUUGGCAUUUUGUAUUUGAUUUUGUACAUAUAAAAGUUCCAAUUUUUCUCUUGUUGUAUAUUUUCUGUUUUAAUUGCAAUUAGAAACAUUGGUUUUAAAAAUUAACUUAAGAUAAGAUAGAUAAGAUAAUUUUUAUUGGUACAAUCAAAUGGAAAAUUCAGUUUGACUUCACUGGACCACCUCAGCGUAGCUACUGUAACAAUAACAAAAUAGAUGCAAUUCGAAGUUCUUUAACACAAUGUAUCACUGACUAAAUUGUCAGAGCUAUACCAAGUUUCAUGAUUAAUGUAUAUCCACUUAAGUUUGAUUAGGGAUCUAUUGAUACAUUAAAGAUACCACAAAAGCAAAGCUUCGCACAUCAGCACUUCUUUAGCUUAGUAUUUAGCUUAGACUGGUGAAAGCUUUGUAUAUAAGCUAAAUAUAGACUAAAGGUUUCGUUGGAUUAAAAUAACUGAUGAAUGUUUUGUAUAUAAGCUAAAUCAUAAUUGGUUUAAUGUGGGUGUAAUUAUAAAAGUAAAUUAACAUAAUUUAUGUAUAUUUCUGUAUAAUGAUUUAGAUGGUUCUAUAUUGGAUUUGUAAAUUAUAUCAUACUCAAACAGAACUCACAUGUAAGUCUCAUGACACAAUAAGGAUGUGUUUUUUUUUAUAGUUGGUUUCACUUAUAUAUUAUUAAACUAGUGAAAAUUACUUAUAAAUACAGAAACAGUUUUUUUCAAAGAGUGCAUUGCUUUCUUUCUGGUGCUAGCAUUCAAUAAAUAAAUAAAAAAAAAAACACUUUAUCUUGGCUGGGGCAUUUCUUGUCCUGCUCACAUCUAGAUCAGCUCUACUGGAAUAGGUUUUGUGGGAAACUUUUACUGUUAAAUUUGUCUUUAUACCAGUGCCUACAGCUAUUUGUUUUGUUGCACUGUUCCUCAAAUUUAGCCUCAUGGUUCACAGAUAAAAAACACAAAACAACAUAUGACUGUUUCAACUUGCCAGUGUUCUAAAAGCAAAGUGCAUUAUGUCUCACAGUAAUGAGGACCACUGUUCUCAUGUGUCUAAUAUUUUUAGUUUUCUUAUGGUUCCUGAUCACUGUUCAAUGACAAAAUAUGUUAUGUGGUAUUUAAGAAUUUUUGGUUUCUAGGUUUUUACUUAUAACAAUAUUGUUCAUGGGAAUUCAGCUCAUUUUGUUUUAAGUAUUGAUAACUUGAUUAUCAUCUUGCAAAGUUAAUUCAUAGGAGGUUGUGUGGCUGCAGGACUCUGGGUUUAAACUCUGGUGGAGUUCUAGAUUUCUUACAUGCUUAGGGUGAUCCUAAGUCUGCUCUGAUCAAAUGAGAAACCUAAGACAUUAGUUAAUAUAUGAUGGUGUACUUCCAUAAUAUGGUUUUAUAAUUACAGAUGAACUGGUCACAUGAUCUGUGCUUAGAAAGGGACAACCACUGUUUUCCAAAGAGUCCUUUAUGCUCACUUUAAAGAGGACAAAUUAAUGCAGAGUUAGGAUUAGGUUUGCUAUAGAAAAAUUUGUCAAUAUACAAUCAAAAAUUUUUUUUUAGCAAUUAAAUAUUGAUUAAGACAUUUGGAGACUUAGGAUUAAAAAAUAUGGCACAACUGCAGACAUUCCUUUAUUUAAAGAGGAUUGUAACCUAGUCAAUGAUUUUGGCAACCUAUUCCAUACUCUAACGGCACUCUGAAAGAAACAAGAUUACUUUUUUGAAAUUGUCCUAGCAUAUGGAAUAAGUAAUGUGCCUUUAUCAAUGUGUCUCUCAUGAAUCUUUUAUUAGGUUAUAUUUUUGUAUAUGCAAGUUAUGGUUAGUGUUUCAGGUAUUAUUGCUACUAUACAUUUUAUUCUUCUGUCCUGGAGGGUCUUUAAGUUUAGUGAUUCAACCAUUGGUGUUACUCUAGUUAAACGGAAGUGUUGACUUGUAUUAAAGCUCACAGUUCUUAGAUGUAUUCUAGUUUCUUUGUUUUGUUUAAUUGUGGGAUCCCUAAUACAAGACA
This is a messenger RNA of Biomphalaria glabrata, 6218 nucleotides long. Its product is annotated as protein ABHD13-like. Gene Ontology annotation, cellular component: membrane. Gene Ontology annotation, molecular function: palmitoyl-(protein) hydrolase activity. Bases 737 to 1849 code for a protein of 370 amino acids. Lineage: Eukaryota; Metazoa; Mollusca; Gastropoda; Planorbidae. The transcript is spliced from 6 exons. The record is from RefSeq and is a predicted model, not a curated record.